Molecule: messenger RNA, 1847 nt
Organism: Acipenser ruthenus (sterlet)
Lineage: Eukaryota; Metazoa; Chordata; Actinopteri; Acipenseriformes; Acipenseridae
Product: tRNA (cytosine(72)-C(5))-methyltransferase NSUN6-like
Exons: 11
Coding region: 1-1455 (484 amino acids)
Biological process (GO): RNA methylation
Molecular function (GO): RNA binding; methyltransferase activity
Source: RefSeq, a predicted model, not a curated record
AUGGGGAUAGAACAUCUCGAUGCCUUUGGUCUCGAGGGCACAGAGCAGAAGUUUGAAGCGCUCCUGACCCGUCUGUCUCAGCCCCCAGGGUUCACCACUGUCAGGCUGAACACACACCUGGCUUCUGUGGAAUGCAUUCAAGAUCUCUUGUCAGAAGAGAUACAAAAGCAGUUGAAGGACUUGCGAAAAUGUGACGUCCGCAUCCUCCCACACCCAAAACUUCCAGAUGUUUUGCUUAUUCCUGUGAUUGGUCCCAGGGAAACUUUAGCAAGGUAUUCCUCAGAAGUCAUAGUUGGUGUUCAAUGCGGCAAUGCUGUCCUACGUGGGGCCCAUGUAUUUGCACCUGGUAUCGUUUCUGCUCCAAAGUUUAUGAAGGUUGGGGAUGUGGUGUCCAUGUUUUCCGAUAUUGAUGGCAAGUGCACAAGGGGAGCAAUGGAGUUCCAAGGAAACAAAGUUUUUGUAGGAAAUUAUGGGAAUUCAAGCCAGAUUAAUAUACAUUUAAAGGGUUGUUUAUAUCAUUACAAUAAACCUAGAGGCCAUUAUAAGCAUGGCAUUUCGGGUAUUGAAGGGAGAAUGUUUGUUGCUAAAUUAACCUUUUUUUUAUUUUUCUUCAGAGGUAUUGGCAUAAGAAUGACAAAGCCUGUCUGCCUUAGUCCUUGCUUUGACAAGGUACUCUCAAACCAUAUCUUUUUACAGAACUUGCCAUCUGUGGUCGUGGGUCAUGUCCUGGCUCCAGUACCGGGAGAGAGGAUACUGGACAUGUGUGCAGCUCCUGGGGGCAAGACCACUCACAUUGCAGCUUUAAUGCAUGACCAGGGAGAAGUGAUAGCCAUGGACAAGAUAGCAAACAAGUUGGAGCGGAUUAAACAGAAUGCUGCGCUCCUGCAGCUGAAGUGCAUUAAAGCAUAUUGCUUCAAUGGGACAAAGGCCCUUGCCACUGACGCAACUGGGAACUCAACAGAUGGCCCUCCUUUUUCUCCUGAAUCCUUUGACAGGAUACUCUUGGAUGCACCAUGCAGUGGCCUGGGUCAGAGGCCCAAUAUGGCCUUUACUUGGAGUCUGAAAGAAGUUCUGUCUUACCAGCCGUUGCAGCGCAAACUUUUUGCUGUGGCUGUGAAGUUGCUGAAGCCAGGAGGUGUUCUGGUGUACAGUACAUGUACCAUCACGCUAGCUGAAAAUGAAGAACAGGUUGCCUGGGCACUGCAGACCUUUGAGUGUCUCAGACUCCAGCCACAGGAGCCCCAUCUUGGAGGUGAAGGCAUGAUGGGAGCUUGCCUGUCACGUGACCAGCUGAAGCAGCUGCAGAGGUUCGAUCCUGCCUGUGUGCCAGCUGAGGGCUUCAGAUUCAACCCAGAGGAAGAGGAAUCCAGUCAGAGGACAGAGGCAGACUUUAUACAGCAAGCCAACAAAGACACUAUAGGCUUCUUCAUUGCAAAAUUUGUUAAAGUUCCAUAAUACUUGGUUUAGAAACCCUGUUUUGUUUAUUGAUUACCAGCAUACCAUGUGGGGAGGCCUCUAUACACACAAAAAGAUUAUCUGAAUGUAACUCUGCAGCAGUUGCUAUAACAACUAACUGACGACACUGCUGCUAUGACAACAGCAGAUGUGCUAGCUGCCUAAGUGCAGUCAGGAAAUACAGUGUUGAAAGAGGUCAGAAGAGGUUUUAUUGCUCGAGUUCCACUGUCUGUAGGAAUAGACUGUUAAGUUAACUGGUUUAAAGAUGGGUAACUGUCUACUACAGCAUUACAACACACUGACCAAAAAGAAUAUCGGAAACAAUGUAUGGCAGUCUCAAUUCUAAAUACUGUGAUAAAUGUGACUUUUUGAUGUAAGGAUUUGUUGUCCAA